Molecule: messenger RNA, 4370 nt
Organism: Mauremys reevesii (Reeves's turtle)
Lineage: Eukaryota; Metazoa; Chordata; Testudines; Geoemydidae
Gene: EDNRA
Product: endothelin receptor type A
Exons: 8
Coding region: 303-1568 (421 amino acids)
Biological process (GO): enteric nervous system development; regulation of blood pressure; vasoconstriction
Cellular component (GO): membrane
Molecular function (GO): endothelin receptor activity
Source: RefSeq, a predicted model, not a curated record
CUCUCUCUCUCUUGCUGAUACAGCGGAGGUGGAGAUUUCCAAUCCCACCCAGUCACAUUGAGAAAGGAGGAUUUGGUAAGGCUUUCCCAGGAGAAGCCACACUGAGGAAAUUCUCAGCAGCAGCCUGAACUACACUUGGAGUGGGUUUGCAGUCUCCUAUGCACGGAAAUGGGGGCAGAAGCAGCUGCAUGUUCCCUGUGUGAGAACCUAGAGGGAGCUUCAUGGUGAAGAAGUAAGAAGGAUCACACAGACACAUUGAAAGAAGUAUUUCAUUGAUUGUGCCUGCCAUUCAAGACUUUAGGAUGGAAACCUUUUGUUUAAGAGUCUCCUUGCUACUGCUUGUCACUGGAUGUGGCCUCAGCGACAGUUCUGACAGAUAUUACACCAAUCUGAGUGAUUCUGGAAACUAUUUGACCACCUACUCUGGACUAGAGCCCAGCUUACUCCUUACUACUAUCCGACCCAUGGUACCCAACAAAACAGACUAUUGCUCCCAACGGGCUAAAAUUGCUGACACUUUCAAAUACAUUAACACAGUGAUAUCUUGUAUUAUUUUCAUCAUUGGAUUGGUUGGGAAUGCAACUUUGCUGAGGAUCAUUUACCAGAACAAGUGUAUGAGGAAUGGCCCCAAUGCGCUGAUAGCUAGCCUGGCACUCGGAGAUCUUAUCUAUAUUGUCAUUGAUAUUCCCAUCAAUGUAUAUAAGCUUCAUGCUCAGCGGUGGCCAUUUGAGGAUUCUGAUUUCGGGCUGUUUCUUUGCAAAUUCCUCCCCUUUAUACAGAAGGCAUCAGUGGGCAUCACAGUCCUCAAUCUCUGUGCCCUUAGUGUGGACAGGUACAGAGCAGUUGCCUCCUGGAGUCGUGUUCAGGGAAUUGGUAUCCCCAUGAUCACUGCUAUUGAAAUUUUCUCCAUUUGGAUUCUCUCCUUUAUACUGGCUAUUCCAGAAGCAAUUGGUUUUGUCAUGAUACCUUUCAAAUACAAAGAUGAAAAUCAUACUACCUGCAUGCUCAAUGCUACAAACAAGUUUAUGAUGUUUUACAAAAACGCAAAGGAUUGGUGGCUGUUUGGAUUUUAUUUCUGUGUGCCACUAGCAUGUACUGCUGUCUUUUACACACUAAUGACUUGUGAAAUGUUAAACAGAAGGAACAACAAUUUGAGAAUUGCCCUCAGCGAACAUCUUAAGCAGCGUCGAGAAGUUGCAAAGACAGUUUUCUGUCUGGUAGUGAUUUUUGCCCUUUGCUGGUUUCCUCUCCAUUUGAGCCGAAUUUUGAAGAAAAUGGUAUACAAUGAAAGGGACCCUAACAGAUGUGAACUGCUCAAUUUCUUGUUGCCACUGGAUUACAUCAGCAUUAACCUGGCAACCAUGAACUCUUGUAUAAACCCCAUAGCUCUCUAUUUUGUGAGCAAGAAGUUUAAAAACUGUUUCCAGUCAUGUCUCUGCUGUUGCUGCUACCGAUCCAAAAGUCUAGUGACUUCAGUGCCAAUGAAUGGAACAAGCAUUCAGUGGAAAAACCAUGAACUAAAUAACCACAAUACAGAUCGAAGCAGCCAUAAGGACAGCAUAAACUGAGACUGAAGGACACUGAGACCCUUCAGAAUCCAGGAGGAAAAAAUGUCACAUGAAAGCUGUUUAAGAGGGAAUCCACUGAGUGUUCCACAAAAUAUAAUCCAUUCAGACGUUCUUUGCCCUUCUACCUAAUUUCAGAGGUGAUUUAAUGGAUUGACUAUAAAUUUAAAGAUCUGCAAAUUCGGAUUCUCUUGACAAUGUUGCUGUUUCUGAAAAUUACAUUCACCUUCUUAAUGAAAAAUGAAAGAGUCUCUCAGUACUGUGCAGGAUGUUUGCAAUCUUUGACCUAAGCAGGAAAUGUCCAGUGUGUACCUGGUACCCAGCCAUCUUUUUACUUGAUGGCCAAUUAGAAUUAGUCACCAUGGGAUUUUCAGAAGAUGUUGAAUGUGGAAGCUGUGAGGAUAUAGUUUAUCUCUGUCUUUCUGCCACUUUUUAAAGGAAACAUUUAACUGAGUGGUGAAUAUAUUCUGUAUAAAAGUCUGUUUAGCAUGAAUUUUAAAAGCUUUUAUUUGGAAAUGUGUCAGUCCACACCAGUAUUUUAUUUACUUAAUUUUGCAAAAUGAGACAAUAAAUUAGCUGGGAAGUUAGCAUUUCACAAUUCAAAGAUAGGAAUAGACCAUCUAAAAAUAGCACCAACAUUAGGCACUUACAGCACAGACUGAUACCAAAAGUAGGGUAUUAUAACGUGCUAUUUAUUCUAACUCUCUUUACAAAAAAAUAUAUAUUUUUCUAUAUCAGCAAAAGAGCAAUCAUUUUUAAAAGAAAAUAUUGAAGCACAUUUAUAAUUAGCCAGUCAUGUUUAGCUCUUAGGCCUGUUAUUCUGCAGAGACUGUAUCUGUUUUGGAUUUAAGUUGAAGUGGAGCGCAGCAAUAUCAAUGUAACACAGUAAAGUGUUACUAAAAGUGUCCAAAACUGUUCUCAGAAGAUGAUCACUGCUUACAAAUUGUGGACCUGAAGUUACAGUCCAUGUGAAGGCAAAACUCCUAUUGGAGUCCAUAGGAGUUGUGCAUGCAUAUGGUGGGGGGGGGGGGGGUGUGAAGAGAGAGAGAGAGAGAGAGAUGCUUACAAAGUUCAAACAUUUAAAAUGAGUUUGAUGUUUUUAUUGGGGUUAUUAACUAUAUAAAUGCAACUGACGAUAUAAUGUAUAGAUGCUAUUGCUCGCAUACAUGUAAAUGUGUGACAUAACUUUCUCUUUGUUAUUGUCAACUUUUUGGUUACAUGGCAUGAAAAUCAUUGUCUGGCUGUUACAUUUGCUGAUUAGGUAGCAUUUUACUAAAUAGUGGAAUGAAAUAUAGCACUAUCAUAUACAAUAUACCUGCUGCAGAAAUCUGCCAUAAGAUUUAUAGCAUCUGUUUUACCAGGUUGAAAGGUAAUAGCAACAGCUACAUAAUGUAGUUCUUAACAUCCAGUUGUGUUUCAAAUGGAAGACAUGAGCCUGCACAUUAUUUACAAAGUCAAAAUAUUAAGUGACUACAGUGACUUCCACUGCACAAUUUCUCAAAUGUUUACAUGCACAGUGUAUAUUAAAAAACUGCUCCAUAAAUUACUUUAUGUAUUUUUGUGUGCUUUUGUCUUUAUGGCAUAUAUGCAUGUAUAUAUACACACACAUAUGAAUGUGUGCUAAUAUAUUAAAAACUUAAAUAUAAUUUGACAAUGCUCUGUAAUGGUGCUCAAGAGCAUGCUAUUGAAUGAGACCUCGCUGAAUUUCUUUCAAAACAGCCUAUCACCCAAACUGUAUCAAUAAUCGGAGGGAACAAAUCAUGAUAAUUCUCUGAGAGUUUUGGCAUAGUGGAGUUUCUCUGUACUCUGACAUCACCAAUGCCACAGUGACAGAAUGCAUUAUGAUGUGACACCAUUCAACAUGAAUUGAUGUAUCUAGUAAACUCUGUUCUCUUGACCUAUACUCCCUCAUUUAGGGGUGUCUAUCCUGCAGUGAGAGAUCUGGUUGCCCCUUGUAUAGACAGAUCCAUGCUAGCUCCAAUUUAGCUAGUGUGGCCAACAAUUGCAGUGAAGUAUGGCAGAGUGGGCUCUACAAGCUUGUCCAUCUCCCACUGUUUUCAUUUUUACUGUAACUUUGUUACUGUAUUAUUUGAUUCUCAUAGCAUUGUGGGAUACAGUUUGUAUGAGGACAUGAUACAAAAUCAAACUCUAUAGAAUUAUAUACAAGCAAAGAUUUCUGCUCAAAUAUUCUGAAAUUUCCUCAAGGCACGACAAACAUUUUCAUUAGAAGACCCACUCAGGCUGCAUACUAACAUUGCCCUAAUUCCUUCAAGGGAAGCUGCCAUUCAAAACUUGGAUCAGCAAUUAUCCCUAAUUUACACUCCUCAGCCUGCCAAAGACUCAACAAGGGCAAUUAUCUUCAAAAUGUGAGUGGGUGAAGCAGCAUAAAAGGUUUAUAAAAACAGAAACCACCACAACUACCACCCCCAAAAUGUAUAGAAAAAACAUCAUGGAAUGUUUAUAAUGCUGAUAUAAAAUAAACACAGAACAGUGUGGGCAAAGGGAAAGAAAACCAGAUCUAAAAUGUAGGUUACUUGCACUUUCUCUAAAGGAAGAUGAAAUAAAAUGACCUCUGAGAGUUCAUCUACAGUCAGCAAGACUCUAUGCAGACGUGAUUGCUGCCAAAAUCAAUUGCUUCUUGAUUUACACUUCUGCAGUCUCAUAGGUUACAGUAGCUACUGUUACUCUAAGGUUGUUGUUCUGUCUAAAAAUACUGUUUCUAAAUUCCAAAUUCCUCUGGGUCUUUACAUACGUUAAACUGUAGCUCUGUAUUUUUUUCAGUUCAGUUCCAUCUUUUACGUGCAA